CCCUCCCAGGUAAGUGACUAAACUUUCCGGGUCACGUGAGCGGGCGGAGCUGGAAGAGUCCGACCGAGCACUGACCGACGCACUGAGGGUUCGAGAGAGGGACCGGGACCAGGAACUUGAGUGAGGUUGAAGACGCUCGGGCCAGGUGCGGGGUCGAAGGUAUCCCCGGCCGGAGAUGCGGUAGGAGUGGUGUGCGCGACAAGCCCCGUCCCUGGUGCCACCAGCUCGUUGCCCGGCCCAUGGCGAGCCCCGGUCUGGGGCUGCUCCUGGCGCUCGGCCUGCCGCUGCUGCUGGCCCGCUGGGGCCGGGUCUGGGGGCAAACAUCAAUCUCCCCUGCAAAUGCGAGCAGCUCCUUUAUACCCUCUGCCGCCGGCACUGGCUCCAAUGGGGGCCUGUCUCAGGAGGCCAUCACUGCCAUCAUUGUGGUCUUCUCCCUCCUGGCCGCCCUGCUCCUGGCUGUGGGCCUGGCACUACUGGUGCGGAAGCUUCGGGAGAAGCGGCAGACAGAGGGCACCUACCGGCCCAGCAGCGAGGAGCAGUUCUCCCACGCAGCUGAGGCCCGGGCUCCCCAGGACUCCAAGGAGACGGUGCGGGGCUGCCUGCCCAUCUAGGUCCCCUUCCUCUAUCCAUCACCCUUCCUGGCUGUGUUACCUUGGGGGAAGGCAGAGUCCUUUCUGGGCAAUCAAACCCGGCCAGUGCUUAAGAAUAGAAGGGAAGAAGGUGCUUCAAAGACUCUGCCCUUGAAGGCAAGGGAGAGUGAAGUGGCUUACUUUUUAUAUAUCUCUCUAUGUAUAAUGGGGAGUGCGAUAUAUAUAAUUAAACCUUUUGGAGGGCUGGUGGGGACAGGUAUUAGCCUAGGUGAAGGAGACACAUGCAGGGUGCAGAGGCUGUUGAGAGAUGAAUUGUAAGGUCUGGAGGAACUUAGGGGCUGGGAGGGCUUCCUGGAAGGGAGGAGGGGCUUUUAGCUGCACCCAAGA
This is a messenger RNA of Phacochoerus africanus (Common warthog), 977 nucleotides long. It is a transcript of the gene CRB3, whose product is annotated as crumbs cell polarity complex component 3. The transcript is spliced from 5 exons. The coding region runs from base 240 to 611 and encodes 123 amino acids. The record is from RefSeq and is a predicted model, not a curated record. Lineage: Eukaryota; Metazoa; Chordata; Mammalia; Artiodactyla; Suidae.